UUAGAAGAAUAUAGAAGUGUUGCAUGGGGCAUGUUUGUGACAAAAGAAGAAGCAGUAGUUUGUUAUGGGGAAAAGAAGCCAAAACAUAAACAAACAGAGGCCGUGGGUGACAUGCUGACACUUAGAUCACUUCAUUUCAUUUCAUUUUUUAGCUAUUUAUUCACUAACAAAGAGCCUCCACCACCUCUCUCUCUCUCUCUCUCUCUCUCUCUCUCUCUCUCUCUCUCCUGUGUGCUUUGACAAAAUGCUUUAUCUGAUGGACUGAGAUUGGUGGAUUUUUGCAAACAUAAGGGUGGUUUCUUCAUUCAGGCCCCACACACACACUCUCUCUUUGAUAUGAAAACCUCAAAAUCUGAUCUUGGAGAGGAAGCAGCCACAGAGAGUGAUAGUGAAGCUAUCAACAUGUCAAUUCAAGACAGCAGCAGCCUAAUCGAGCCCACCUCCGGCUCACUCUCCCUCGACCUAUCUCUAACCUUCAACCCGAGCCAGGACGCAGGCGCGGAAUCUGUGGGAUUCUCCUCAUCCCCAACCCGGACCACAGCGCCUUCACCAAGAGCAUUCCCGUGCAACUUCUGCCAGAGAAAAUUCUACAGCUCGCAGGCGCUGGGAGGCCACCAAAACGCGCACAAACGCGAGAGAACGCUAGCGAAACGCGCAGUCAGAAUGGGCGUCUUCUCAGACAGAUACGCCGGCCUGGCUUCCCUCCCUCUACACGGAUCCCCAUUCAAGUGCCUAGGAAUCAAGUCACACGCCUCCGCGCACCACCAGUUCCUGCCCCCAGAACAAUCUCGAAUCACCCCAAGAUUCGGGGAUGCUUACCUCUUCCAGCCUAUCUACAUGGAGCAGGAGGAAGGCGAUCGCCUCUUCUGGCCGGGUAGUUUUAGCGCUGACAUGUCGUCCCCUACGAGUUUUGUACAUGAUGCAACCUCACAUGUCACUUAUCUACAUAAAACAGCAGCAUUUGCCUCAGAAUCGACACCAGACCUCACGCUCCGGCUAUGAAAGCUCGGUGUCGAGUCAAUCAAACUGUAGAGUAGUGUAGGGUGUGCAUCUUUCAGCUUCAAUGUGUGAGUGACUCUGUUUUUAUUCUUCUUAGAUAUGUUAGCAAGAUUGGCUGAACCUUCUAAUUUUCAUGAAACUUGAUCUGCUAUGCGGCACGGAUACGGAUACGCGUAUCAGUAUCCGAAGGAUACGGAUACGCGGAUACGGCUCUUUCCCAAACAACCCGAUACGCGGAUACGUUUUAACUAUUUUUUUAAUAAAUAAUAAUAGUGCAUAAUAAAUUACAAAAUAGAUAUUCUAAUGUUAUUAUACAAAUAAAAAUAAUAAAAUUACAAAAUAUUAAAAGCUAAA
This is a messenger RNA of Salvia splendens (bonfire salvia), 1353 nucleotides long. Its product is annotated as zinc finger protein 4. Bases 337 to 1002 code for a protein of 221 amino acids. Gene Ontology annotation, biological process: negative regulation of abscisic acid-activated signaling pathway. The record is from RefSeq and is a predicted model, not a curated record. The transcript is spliced from 2 exons. Lineage: Eukaryota; Viridiplantae; Streptophyta; Magnoliopsida; Lamiales; Lamiaceae.